CCACGCGUUCCCACGACGGGGGAAGCAGCGGCGAGGACUGAAGAGGGAUGGAUUAACAGCGGCCAACGUCAAAGACCGCCCGCUCCACACGAUGAACGCCACUCAGCUCUAUGGGCUCAUCCAGGCUUACCACUCCAACGCCAGCCGGGGGGCCGCGGCGCCGACGGCCCAACCGGACGUACCCCCGGACGCCAAGGAGGACCCCUCCGCGUCGGGGUGCUACAAGCAGCUCCUGAUCUCCCCCGAGGUCUUCCUCACGCUGGGCAUCAUCAGCCUGUUGGAGAACAUCCUGGUGAUCGCCGCCAUCGCGAAGAACAAGAACCUCCACUCGCCCAUGUACUUCUUCAUCUGCAGCCUGGCCGUGGCCGACAUGCUGGUGAGCGUGUCCAACGCCUCGGAGACCAUCGUCAUCUCGCUGAUCAACAGCGGCAGCUUGCCCAUCCCCGUCACGCUCAUCAAGAGCAUGGACAACGUGUUUGACUCGCUGAUCUGCAGCUCGCUGCUGGCCUCCAUCUGCAGCCUGCUGGCCAUCGCCGUGGACCGCUACAUCACCAUCUUCUACGCCCUGCGCUACCACAACAUCGUGACCGUGCGGCGGGCCAUGCUGGUGAUCGCCGGCAUCUGGGCGUGCUGCACGGGCUCGGGCGUCCUCUUCAUCGUCUACUCGGAGAGCACCACGGUACUCAUCUGCCUCAUCACCAUGUUCCUCACCAUGCUGGUGCUGAUGGCCUCGCUCUACGUGCACAUGUUCCUGCUGGCGAGGCUGCACAUGAAGCGCAUCGCGGCGUUGCCCGGCAACGCGCCCAUUCACCAGCGCGCCAACAUGAAGGGCGCCAUCACGCUCACCAUCCUGCUCGGGGUGUUUGUGGUGUGCUGGGCGCCCUUCUUCCUGCACCUCGUCCUCAUGAUCUCCUGCCCGAGGAACCCCUACUGCACCUGCUUCAUGUCCCAGUUCCCCAUGUACCUCAUCCUCAUCAUGUGCAACUCCGUCAUAGACCCCAUCAUCUACGCCUUCCGCAGCCAGGAGAUGAGGAAGACCUUCAAGGAGAUCUGCUGCUGCUGCUACGGCCUGUCCCACCUGUGCUUGUGAGACAAGAGGGAGAUUGUGUGCGCCACAGGAGAAGUGGUCCAAGAGGGUGCUGGGGGGAUCGAAUCUGCUGCUACAGGAAUGAAACU
Messenger RNA from Gadus chalcogrammus (walleye pollock), 1176 nucleotides. It is a transcript of the gene mc4r, whose product is annotated as melanocortin 4 receptor. The transcript has a single exon. Gene Ontology annotation, molecular function: melanocyte-stimulating hormone receptor activity. Gene Ontology annotation, biological process: G protein-coupled receptor signaling pathway. Lineage: Eukaryota; Metazoa; Chordata; Actinopteri; Gadiformes; Gadidae. Gene Ontology annotation, cellular component: membrane. Bases 92 to 1090 code for a protein of 332 amino acids. The record is from RefSeq and is a predicted model, not a curated record.